GAGUGAUGGCCGGGGGGCUGGGGACAGGCUGCCUACUUCCUCUUUUCUAAUCCGCUUGUUCACUGCGGACUCCGGAUAUCCGUGGGGACUCGUCCACUCUGGUGUCGCACCAUGUGGCAGCUGCUGCCACCAACGGCUCUGCUGCUUCUAGUUUCAGCCGACGCGCAGACCGCAGAUCCCCUGAAGGCGGUCGUGUCCCUAGACCCUCCAUGGGCCAGGGUGCUCGAGAAGGACAGUGUGACUCUGAAAUGCCAAGGGGCCCACCCCCCGGAGGGCGAUGUCACACAGUGGUAUCACAAUGACAGCCUCAUCCCAAACCAGGCCUCCAGCUACUUCAUCAGGGAAGUCAGAGCCAAGGACAGUGGAGAGUACAGGUGCCAGACACAGCUCUCCACGCGCAGUGACCCGGUGCAGCUGGACGUCCAUACUGGCUGGCUGGUGCUCCAGGCCCUGCGCUGGGUGUUCCAGGAAGGGGAGCCCAUCCGGCUGAGAUGCCACAGCUGGAAGAACAACCCUGUGCAGAAGGUCUCGUACUUGCAGGACGGCAAAGUCAAGAAGUUUUUUCAUCAGAAUACCGACUUCGUCAUCCCGGCAGCCGCUCGCAGUCACAGUGGCACCUACUACUGCAGGGGGCUGAUCGGGAGUAAGAACAUGUCGUCGGAGACCGUGGACCUCCUCGUUCAAGGUCCGGCAAGUCCAUCCGUCGUCUCCUCAGUCCUCCUACCUUGGCACCAAGUCGCUUUCUGCCUGCUGAUGGGACUCCUGUUUGCAGUGGACACAGGGCUGUAUUUCUCUAUGCAGAGAGACUUUCAAAGUUCACAGGGACACCAGGACUACGCACUUAGCUGGAGCCAGAAUUCUCAGAGCAAGUGACCCCUACCCCGUGGGGUAACAGCAGGGGCCACAGCUUCUCUGAGCCCCUCUUUGGGUUCUCAACUCCAUCCUCCCCAUCAGACAUCUCCAUGGGCAGCAGGAAGAGGACAACUCAGAGCCUGGCCUGAGGGCCUCUUACCAAUUUUCUGUCUUCUCUCGCUUUCCCAUAAAGAGAAGGCUUGCGCGGGACCAGCAGAUGGCAUAAUAGUUACGUCACUGGACUCCCACAUAGUGGACAGUGGUUCAAGUCCUGGACGCAGUGGCUUAAACCUCACGCCAGGUGUGUGU
This is a messenger RNA of Tupaia belangeri chinensis (Chinese tree shrew), 1161 nucleotides long. RefSeq names its product Fc gamma receptor IIIb (gene FCGR3B). Gene Ontology annotation, cellular component: external side of plasma membrane. The record is from RefSeq and is a predicted model, not a curated record. Bases 112 to 873 code for a protein of 253 amino acids. The transcript is spliced from 5 exons. Gene Ontology annotation, molecular function: IgG receptor activity. Lineage: Eukaryota; Metazoa; Chordata; Mammalia; Scandentia; Tupaiidae. Gene Ontology annotation, biological process: antibody-dependent cellular cytotoxicity; cell surface receptor signaling pathway.